AUCCCGCCGCAGCACCUGCCUACUACGCCACUUCGCCUUCUUCGUUACAGCGCGUCCGCUACUCGCAGCCCGCCAUGUUCAAGAAGGCCGUGGACAGUCACAACGCGACCAAGAGUCAGCAGCCAAAGCCCGCGCAGCAGCAACCGCUGUUCUCGGCAAAAGCAGGCCCCACCGCGCCCCAGCAGCCCAAGCUGGGCCAGAGCAUCUUACAGACCGCGAAAACGACGCGCCCACUCAGUACCGGCUCGGGGAACAUUGGCAGGGUGGACAGCAUGAUUGGGCUCGGAUACGGCGCGAGUGACCAAAGGGCGUCAACAAACACGGCGGGGCUCAAGCGCACGUCGAGCGGGCUAAUGAAAGCACUGGGUGCGCAGGACGCGUUCGGGGAGAAACAACCUCCCUCUAUGCCUACGCGCGGCUCGCAGCAAGACCCUCUUGUCAUUGACGAUGUCUCACCCAAAAACUCGAGCUACGAGGCCGCGGCGCAGGCAGUGUACUUUGACGAGGACGACUUUGACAGCGACAUUGAUCUCGACAUCGAUGAUCCGACGACCAAGGGUUCUGUCAACUACCCUUCCCUGCCCUCCGUUAAUAUCUCUGCGAAGCCAGAUUCGGGACAUGGCUCGCAAAUAACACAUAAACCAACGCCUCAACCAACGCAAGCAAUCCCUUGGUCAUCAUCUCCCCCAGAACAUUUCGAAACGCAUCCACAGGCCGCUGCCCUACGAAAAUUCACAUAUUCAAACCAGAAAGAGGACGAGGGCUUACGGCCAGUCAAGAGGCGGACGCUGCCUUGGGCUGAAGAGGAAGAACGGAAGAGAGCGGCAAAUGCGGCCAAGAAUGCUCACCUUCAUACCCCCUUGCCUAACGGCUCUAGCUCAAAGUAUGCAUGGGAUGCCUCGGCUAGUAAGAUGCAGGAGGCGAAGAAGAACCAUCGCGAAACGCAAAAGGCCAAGACUACCAAAACUCCUGGGGGCCUCCUUGACGAAUUUAAAAAGAAGAAGUCGCUUUCUCGCGUUUUCCUCAGUGACGAACAGCAAAGUGUUCUUAACAUGGUUGUAGAGGGUCAGAAAAGUGUCUUCUUCACCGGUUCCGCUGGUACGGGUAAAUCUGUUCUUCUGAGGGAGAUCAUCACAAGCUUGAAGAAGAAGUAUCAGCGAGAAACGGACCGCGUUGCUGUCACUGCGUCAACGGGUCUCGCGGCGUGUAAUAUUGGAGGUGUGACACUGCAUAGCUUUGCCGGCAUCGGCAUAGGCAAGGAGCCAGUGGAAGAGUUGGUGAAGAAGAUCAAGCGCAAC
This is a messenger RNA of Aplosporella prunicola CBS 121167, 1298 nucleotides long. RefSeq lists its product as uncharacterized. NCBI's taxonomy places the organism in Eukaryota, Fungi, Ascomycota, Dothideomycetes, Botryosphaeriales, Aplosporellaceae. The transcript is spliced from 2 exons. Gene Ontology annotation, molecular function: DNA helicase activity. The annotation marks the transcript as partial. Gene Ontology annotation, biological process: telomere maintenance; DNA repair. The record is from RefSeq and is a predicted model, not a curated record.